AUGCCUAACCAAAAAAUCAUCCUCGUAACUGAAAAUCAUGUCAUUCUGGCCGCCCGAAGCCAAGAGCGGGGCGCCAAGGCGGUAGAAGAUCUCCGAGCCCGCAAUCCAGCCGGUACCGUGAGUCUGCUCCAACUCGAUAUCACCAGCGACGACUCGAUCAAAGCCGCCGUCGAGAAAAUAACAGCCGAAUUUGGCGUUCUCGAUGCGCUUGUCAACAACGCUGGCAUUGUCGUCACGCAGCCCAAGGACCGCCGGUCCGAGCUACUCGAAACCUUCAACACCAACGUCGCCAGCACCAUCAUCCUUACAGAGGCCCUGGUUCCGCUACUCCAAAAGUCCAAAGACCCGCGCAUCAUAAACGUAUCGAGCGGGUUGGGUUCAAUUUCCGAGCGUACGACUCCAGAAUCGCCGUAUUACGGGGUCCCCGGUGGGGCGUAUCGCGUUUCCAAGGCGGGUCUAAACAUGGCUACUGCGAAUAUGGUGUUUGAAUUUAAGAGCUGGAAUGCCAAAGUGUGGGCUUACUGUCCUGGAUAUGUGGUGACCAACUUGACGGGAGAAAAUGAUAGGCAAAACAGGAUUGAUAGUGGUGCAGACAGCUCGGAGACCAGUGCGCAAGGCAUACUUGAGAUUUUGCAAGGGAAGCGAGACAGCGAGGUUGGAAAGUUCGUCGCUCGCUUCGGGAAACAAUACAACUGGUAG
Messenger RNA from Colletotrichum spaethianum, 699 nucleotides. RefSeq names its product short-chain dehydrogenase/reductase tropE. Lineage: Eukaryota; Fungi; Ascomycota; Sordariomycetes; Glomerellales; Glomerellaceae. The transcript is spliced from 2 exons. The record is from RefSeq and is a predicted model, not a curated record. Bases 1 to 699 code for a protein of 232 amino acids.